This is a messenger RNA of Chara braunii, 1716 nucleotides long. The record is from the annotation of a GenBank genome assembly. Lineage: Eukaryota; Viridiplantae; Streptophyta; Charophyceae; Charales; Characeae.
GUGAUCGGCGAUGAGGCCGCACGUUGGGUGGAAAUGGCAUCUACACACGAGGCCCCGGAGACUGAGAAAGGGCUGUCAGCCCUUGCACAGGUCUCCCACGACCUCGUGACCACCUGCGCUCUGCAGCAGGAGGAAAUCYUCCACCUGCAGCAGACAGUGGACCAGAUGCUCGCACGGCUGCAGGCGUUGGAAAAACAGCCAGCAGUCGUAGCAGCCGCAGGGCCUGCAAACCUUGCGACCCGUGUUCAAGUCUUGGAGGACGACGUCGGCAAUAUCAAGCGUGUGCAUCAGGACUUCGGGACGUCGCAGCAAGCAACGAACUUGCAGUUGGAGACGCAGGUCCAGGCAGCUGCCACCAUAACGCCCGUCGCCGCAUCCUCCAGGCGCCCACCCAAGCUAGAUGACAUUCCAGUCUUAUGCGAUGAGUCCAAGACGGAACCGAUCCCGUGGUGGCGCCAGUUUACUCUCCGGCCCGACAUGCACCAUGUCCCGAACAACGAUCGACAUCCGUGCUUGUACCACCGAUCUGGUGGUGCGUGUCAAGCAUGGCUGGACAACAUCUUGACCAGCCACGGCGUAGCAGUGUCGGAACUACACACCAAGCUCACUUGGCAGGAGUUGAUUGACGCCUGGCACAAGCGAUUCCAAGUUGAGCCGCCCGACCUGCAAGCGAUGGACAAGCUCAACAAGCUCCAUCAAAACACGCUGCUCAGUCAGGACUGGAUCACCGAGUUUCAAAGACUCGCCUCCACACCUAACCUGCCGCUCGCAUUCCGCGCCAUCAARCACUUGUUUAUCAUGCGCUCGUGUCCGRCKCUGCAAAACGCGCUUACGCGGAUUGCAGAGACACUCGACACAUCCGACAAGCUUUUUAGCACAGCGUCACGGAUCAUUCUGACAAAUAUCGAAGCCCGCAACGCAGGCCGAUCUUCCGCGACGACGAGCGGCACCCAGCUCAAGCCAAAGGUGRCUUGCAUUAUUUCUUCYGAGGCUGCAACACCAAAYRAGGGUGAAGYGUUGGCAGCUGCCCGGGAUGGUGGCCGGCCGCKCAACAACCACGGCCGCGACAAGACGAAGACUCAAUCCACCUCACCACCGAGCACCGGAUCAGCCGCCGACGAACCUUGGGUACAAUACGGACUCUCGUCGAACUCUUAUCGCACGCGCCUCAAGUACCGGUAUUGCCUUUGGUGCAACAGCACCAUCCACGAUGCUGCACUUUGCCCCACCAAGGGGAAACCCCACGAAGUCGCGGUGGGGGACAUGCUUGGCUAUGCUGCCAAGGUGGCCCGCGAGUUUGUCUCGCAACGGUACGCAGAAAACAAUGCACCGUUGCUCUACGUUCGCAUUCAGAUUGGGCAAGCGGCCUGCAACGCUUUGCUAGAUUGCGGCGCAACUCGCAACUUCAUCAGCCAGUCCUUCAUGACUCGAGCUGGCCUUGGCACACAAGUAUGGAGGAAGUCACAUCCGACGACGGUCGCUCUUGCCGACGGUAAGACGAAACAGCUUUUAGACCGUUACAUCUCGGCUGUCCCGGUGUACUUUGCACCGCACGCAUAUGAACCCGUCACUUUUGACGUGUUGGACACCGACUUCGAUGUCAUUUUGGGGAUGCCUUGGCUUUCUAGCGUGGACCACACGGUCAAUUUCCAUCGACGCACGCUCACGAUUCGUGAUGCAACUGGCGCCGAGGUCCCGUGUACUAUUCCUCCUCCU